AUGGCUAGACACCAUGUUAUUUCCGGAAAUACCUCCGAAUACGUAGCAUAUAAUCAGGCUGGACAGCGAAGAGCUCCCCCAAACAGAUCUUCUUUUGGACCAGCAGCAGAAAAUAGAGCAGUAUCACUCCAGUAUACCAACUUAGACCCUAAUGAGCCACAGAUUCUCUUAAAACAAGUUGGAGAGCACACAAUUCCUAGCACCGAUCUAAUUAUUCCGGAAGCUCUAAAGUAUUCUCAGGCUCGACAUCCUUCUUUUCAAAAGAAUAGAAGACCUAGUGAUGGAGGACAUAUAUGGAACAACUAUAAUCAUUUUGCCGGACCCCAACAGCAACGAACAUACCGCCAAUCUUCUAAUCAGCAAAAUCUAUACGACGAAGAAGCUUGGGCACAACGACGACACGAAACUGGACAAAUUUCACCUCCGAUCAACUACUUUACUCAAUUUGCAUCUUUCAGCGCGUCUUAUUCCGGUAGCGUCACUCCCACCUACACCCCUCUCCAAAGCACAAAUCAUGAUAUACAAACCCCAAAUUUUCCACUAGCACCCUAUUAUCCCUCCGAUAAAACACAUCAAUUCGAUAACCGAGUCCAAUCUUAUAAUCCUCACACCAUAACGUCCAUGAACGCCGAACUCGACCUCCCCCCCUCCAUCGAUCCCUACGCCUCUCAAUUUAAAGAAGACUCUCAGACCUCCUCCGGAAAUUACAAAGGUAAUCCGCGCGCCGGCAUUCGCGGACUUUCCGAUCAUCUCAACUGUGCCCUCUGGCUCACCAAUCUCGCGGCUGACAUUCAAGCACACGAAGUUUUCGACGAAAUCCAUAUCGGUGCCGUUACUGCCUUUGAAAUCACUCGUCCGCAGGGAGAUUACAUCAUGUCUGCCGCAAAACUCGUCUUCAAACAUCCUGAAGCCGCAGCCCGGUUCAAAGACCAAUGCGAAAGUGAAGAAGGAGUGGUUAUUCGCGGACGCAGAGUCAACGCACGUUACAAACACAUUCGGAUAUCGUCAGUAUAA
This is a messenger RNA of Botrytis sinoallii, 1014 nucleotides long. RefSeq lists its product as uncharacterized. The record is from RefSeq and is a predicted model, not a curated record. The transcript is spliced from 3 exons. NCBI's taxonomy places the organism in Eukaryota, Fungi, Ascomycota, Leotiomycetes, Helotiales, Sclerotiniaceae. The coding region runs from base 1 to 1014 and encodes 337 amino acids.